This is a messenger RNA of Papaver somniferum (opium poppy), 944 nucleotides long. RefSeq names its product probable signal peptidase complex subunit 2. Gene Ontology annotation, biological process: protein targeting to ER. NCBI's taxonomy places the organism in Eukaryota, Viridiplantae, Streptophyta, Magnoliopsida, Ranunculales, Papaveraceae. The transcript is spliced from 5 exons. The record is from RefSeq and is a predicted model, not a curated record. Bases 92 to 682 code for a protein of 196 amino acids. Gene Ontology annotation, cellular component: membrane; signal peptidase complex.
AAGUCUAACGCGACUCACUCGACUCAUCCAUUUCGGACAAUCAGAAAGAAAAUCUUGAAAAAGAUAGAAAAAAAAGAAAAGGAGAGAAAAAAUGGCGACUACUGAUGAUAACACCUCCGCCGCUGCUACUGUUACUAAAUCCCCCAAAAAGACUAAUCUGUUGGAUCCUCAUUCUAUCAAACAUGUUCUUGAUGAAACUGUCAAUGAGAUCGUACUUGCUCGUGGAUACAAAGAGGAUAACACGAUGAGCAAUAUUAGAUUGUUUUUGGGAACUAUUAUCAUUGCUGUUGCUCUUGUUGCUCAAUUUUACCCUAAGAAGUUUCCUGAGAACAAAGAUUUCCUCAUCUGUUGCAUCGUAUUAUAUAUUUUUUUGAAUAUAGUGUUGCAGGUGAUCAUUUACACUAAGGAGAAAGAUGCAAUUCUGUUUACUUAUCCUCUCCCCGGAUCCUUCAAAAGCACUGGCUUAGUGGUGUCUUCCAAACUACCGAGGUUCUCGGACAUGUACACUCUAUCAGUAGCCAGCGCAGACCCCAAAUCUGCCUCUGCUAAGAAACCAGUCGAGCUUACCAAGAGUGUUACUCAAUGGUUCACCACGGAGGGAGUUUUAGUGGAAGGUCGCUUUAAGAAAGACGUUGAGGGACUAAUCAACAAGUAUUCUGGAGAAUCUAAAAAGAAGAAGUGAUGUACACCAGCUUCUGAAUUUUAAGUUCUUCUCUAUUAGGACACAUGAAACACAAAAUUUAGACAGCAAACGAGUUUAAAGUGGCAAAACCGCCUAGCUGAGUGACUGUUGUUGCGUACUUAGAUGGCAUUUUGUAAUGCAAUCAGGUAGUAUUCAACAACAAGAAGAUAAAGUAGAUUGUUUUAGUUUAUCAUGUUAUACAUUUUGCAUUAGUUCCUUUUGUCCAAAUAUUGUGCACUUUGAGUGCCAAUUUAGGCUCCAA